CUCCUCCCUUGUACUUGAUUGAUGAGUUAAUCUUACUAAUUACUAAAGAACUCCCCUCACUUGGUUGUCUAGGGCUUAAUUGAAAGGAAUAAACAAAAACCUGCAGACAAUAGGCCCUCCAUGGAAUGAGUUUGACACCCCUGCAUUAGAUGGUGAAUGCUCUUAGGAUAAGAGCUCACUAUAGAGCAGGGGUACUUAACUCACCCUAUGAGGUCCAGAGCCUGCUGGUUUUCUGUUCUACCUUAUCAUUAAUUGCACACACCCAGUGACCCAGGUCUAAAUCAGUCCCUGAUGGGAUAAAAACGCAGAGGAAGUGGCUUUGAAGUCCAGAGUUAAGUUUGAGGGCUUUUCUUCUAAUCACAAUUGUUGGGUGUAUUAUAAGCUUAUAAUACACCACAUUAAUCGUAAUUCAAACUGUCUUUGAUAUAACCAAGUUAUUAUAAGCUUCAUUGGUCAAAAUACAGAGUAGUAGAUCAUAUGUAGGAAUGAAGGAGUUUUAUUAAUGCCACGGGCAUGUCCCAAUUCAAUCUGUUUAGCGUUGGACUCUACUGCAAGUAGGGUAGGGCCAUCCCAAGGAUCCUACUGCAAGUAGAGUCCCGAUUCCGUUUUGGAAUCGGGCUGCCUCCCGGGCAUGAGCCAGGUGCCCCGCUAAAUCGGCUCAUAACAAAAGUAAUGUAACUAAGCACGUGGACUGAUGAGUAGGAUUUUGUGUUCACAAGCUUCCACAACAUUGAUUGCUUUUGAUAAAAAAAUGCUUUAUCUGCCUUCUCAAUGAAAACUAGUUAAAUUCAAACAUGUAUUUCAUGAAAAAUACAAUUUUAUGGACGAUGCACCGUGCUGCCUUUGUUGACAACAUGACUGAGCGGCUCAGAUUACUGUUUGAUUUGAGAUGGCGCGCCUCCCUCUCCGCUUUCGCCCGAUUAUUAUUCAACCUGAGCCAGCGUAAUAAAACUCCCUCUUUGGGUCCGUCUGUCUGAGUCAGCUGGAGCUGCUGCCCUCCAGUGGCUGACGUGGGAUAUUUUUUUUUGGAAAAGCUCCUGCGUGUUUGCCAUUGGUUUCUUUUAAAGACUUGUUGUGCCGUUAUACGUAUUUUCUAAUGGUGUUUAAAAUUAGUUUUUUUCUGGCUAAGAGAAAUGUGUUAAUCAAAAAUAUUAUUCGUAUUUAUUUUUAAACCGGAAGUACGAAGAUACGUUUUUCCUUGACAACCAGCGACGCGUUCUUAGCAACUGCUUCAGAAUGGCAAAAAUGAUUGGUGCUAAGAAAUCAUUGUGGCAACAAGUCUGUGAAGAAUAUGAGUCGGAGCAGCCCAGUCCACCCAGCGCUGCUUGGACAGACAGUGGUUCAGUGAGCACUCAUGUCUCCCAGUACAGCGCCAGCAAGCACUCUCCUGUCUUCUAUGGUCUCAUGGCAGCUAAGGUUGCUGUAGAUGAUGAUCCUGUGAAGCAUGCUGACCCUCUACUGAGCCACCCUGCCCUUGCUGGAUACUCUGCCUUGGACAAACCUCCAUCCUCCUGUCACAGACAGCCUCUGACCACACACCCUGCAUCCACUCCCCAGCUCUAUCAACGCCCAAUCACCCAGUUCCUGGAGGGGUCCGUGUUCCCAGUGCUACUGCCUGGACUGGAGGCCAUGCUGAGAGAGGCCCAGAGACAACACUGCCUGGAGAGGAAAAGAACAGCAUUCAACGCUUGUGACUUCCUAACUGAGUGGCUGUACAAUCGGAACCCCCGCCGGCAGGGACAGGCCCCUGUGGACUUCCAUGAGAUCCCAUUUGUCAAGGACUGGCUCAGGAUACAUCCCAGGCCUCCCAUCCCUCUCUCCCUACUGCUGUCAGACCAGCAUGCUGCUGUUCUCAUCCAGUCCUUCUGGCGGGGCUAUACUGUGCGGGCCCGUGCAGAUGUGCAGGAGCUGCGCCAGUGGCAGAGGGAGCUUAGAGAGGAUAACCGUGACAUCACCAAAACAGUCCAAGAAUUCUGGGCUCACCAGGAGAGCCGGGUGAGCUCGGCCCUCAAUGACCUCAGGGGGGACUCCACCACCCCUCAGACCCCUCAGCCCGGCGGUGGGUACUCCAACUCAGACGUGUCCAUCCAGGUGGUCUCCCCCACCCCCCAAAGCACCGUGUUCCACACCCCCACCUCCCAGAUGAGUCCUGAGAGCACCGGGUCGCUGACCCCCAGCCUGCAGGGAGUAGAGGAGCUGACCAGGGAGGAGAGGACACUAACUGACUCACUGACCCUGCCCGAGGCUGCUGAUGCUGCUGUCACUGCUUUAGCCACCGCUAUGGAUACUUUUUCCCCAUCCUUAGGUAGCCACUGAAAGGCCAUAGAGGCUGAGGCAAUGUGUGUCCCAAAUGGCACCCUAUGGAUACCUUUUCCCCAUCCUUAGGUAGCCACUGAAAGGCCAUAGAGGCUGAGGCAAUGUGUGUCCCAAAUGGCACCCUAUUCCCUAUACCAGAGCUGCCCAAUCCUGGUCCUGGAGGGCUGAAAUACAGUGGCUUGCAAAAGUAUUCACCCCCUUGGCAUUUUUCCUAUUUUGUUGCCUUACAACCUGGAAUUGAAAUAGAUUUUUUUU
Messenger RNA from Oncorhynchus tshawytscha (Chinook salmon), 2571 nucleotides. RefSeq names its product IQ motif containing K (gene iqck). The coding region runs from base 1237 to 2316 and encodes 359 amino acids. NCBI's taxonomy places the organism in Eukaryota, Metazoa, Chordata, Actinopteri, Salmoniformes, Salmonidae. Gene Ontology annotation, molecular function: protein binding. The transcript is spliced from 9 exons. The record is from RefSeq and is a predicted model, not a curated record.